GCACCGGCUGAGACGACGUCCGGGGGCGGCGAGUCGACGGACGAGGACGCGACGGUGUACGUGCGCAACUUCUUCGAGACGCCCGUGGACCUGGUCCCAGUGGACGUGGACCUCGACGGUGGCGCCGCGCCGUUGCGGCGCUUCACGGCGUCCUUCAGCUCCACGGACAUCGGGGACGUCGUCCUUGGCCACGGCAGCACGGUGCUGCUGGACAUUUGGGCCAGCCUUCGCGCCCAGGGCGUCAUGGAUGGCGCGUUCGUGAACGCGACGCGCUGGGUGCGUGGCGGGACGGCGGGGUCUGGCGAGAAUUCGGAGCCAGCCUCGGACGACGAGGCGCCCACGUCCUGGACUUGCCGGGACUGCCUGGCUCCGAAUCGCGCGGGGCUCGGGUGCUUCCAGUGCGGCACGGCGAACCCGCCCCUCGUGGGCCUCCCAUCCAGGGACGGUUCCUGCUCUCUGGGGUCGGAGCAGAGCGGCCACGACGACGGCCCCACGCCGGUGGACGCCGACGACCUCUUGCCGCUGCCGCCUCCCGCCGAGGACGUGGGUGUCGCGGUGGCCAUCGUGGACGCCGCCGGCAAUGUGGUCAUGGCUGGUGGCGGGGGCGACAGCGGCGACGGCACGGAGGAGGUGUCCGCGGACGACCUCGCGGCAACCGACGGGGCGGCCCGCGGCGACCCUCCGCGCCCCGCCGACGGGGCGGCCCACGGCGGCCCGCCGCGCCCGGCCUCUGACGGAGCGGCUGGGGCGCCGCCGCCGCCCCCACCGCCUCUGCGCUUGGAGCCCAGGUGGGCCUUCGACACGUUCGUGACGGUGCUCCGCUCCGCGGAGUCGGCCGUUCGCACGGCGUGGAUCCAGCGCGUCCUGCCCGAUGUGGCCCAGCUCUCGCUCGACCGUCCGGCGCUGGGCGCCCCGCAGCCGCAGCUCCCAGCGGGCCCCUCGGGCGUCAGCCUGGUCACGGCUACCCGCGGCGCGGCGCCCAUGCAAGACGACGGCGGGGCCCCGUCGGGGUCUGAGGCGCACGAGGUGGAUACGAUCCGCAGGGCAGCGGGCGCGCGGCCAGCGACCCGCGGGCCGAUGGCAGCGGGGUCGGGAGCCGCGCGGCAAGGGGAGCCGCCAGCCCUUCCGGCGGCGCGCCUCCAUGACGGCCCCAGGCCGCGGGGGCGGGCCGACCCGCGGCGAGCAGCAGGCCCCUACGGCGACCCUUCGGGUUUCGCCGACGCCUUCGACUCCGGGCGCGACGGAGCCGGACAGGCCCACCCAGGGAAUUGGGCCUCCCCUGGGUGGCACCGCAGCAUCGCCCUCGCCUCGCCGUUGCCGCCGUCAGACCACGAGCGCGACCUUUUCCCCGUGCCGCUC
Prorocentrum cordatum is the source of this 1359-nucleotide messenger RNA. Lineage: Eukaryota; Dinophyceae; Prorocentrales; Prorocentraceae. The record is from the annotation of a GenBank genome assembly.